Messenger RNA from Botrytis fragariae, 5493 nucleotides. RefSeq lists its product as uncharacterized. The transcript has 9 exons. The record is from RefSeq and is a predicted model, not a curated record. Bases 1 to 5493 code for a protein of 1830 amino acids. Gene Ontology annotation, molecular function: metallocarboxypeptidase activity; zinc ion binding. Gene Ontology annotation, biological process: proteolysis. Lineage: Eukaryota; Fungi; Ascomycota; Leotiomycetes; Helotiales; Sclerotiniaceae.
AUGAAGCUUUCCCAGAUAUUUACUCUUGCCACUGCAGCUGCUGCUGCAGGUGUCGCUAUCGCAGAGAAAGUCAACUAUGAUGGCUACAAAGUUUUCCGUCUCAAAGCGCAAAAAGACAACAUCGAGAAGAUUGAUGACAUUGUCUCUUCUUUGAAUCUUCAAACAUGGAAAAAAUCUGCCAAGCUUGGGACAGCUGAUGUGGUUGUACCACCCGAGCAGAUCGACAACUUCUUGAGAAUUACUGAAGACUUCUCAAAACAGGUCAUGCACAGCAACCUUGGAGAAUCUAUCGCGGAAGAGGAGCACGCUGAUACAUAUUCCAUAGAGGCUGCCCUCGCACCAAAUGCUACGUGGUUCACUGCAUACCAUGCAUAUGCGGACCACAUACAAUUCCUUAAAGAUCUUGUCACUGCACAUCCAUCAAAUGCUGAGAUUGUGACUGCUGGAACUUCCAUUCAAGGCAAUCCUAUUACUGGUAUUCAUAUCUAUGGUAGUUCUGGUAAGGGAGUUAAGCCAGCUGUGCUUUUCCACGGUACUGUGCAUGCUAGAGAGUGGAUCACAACUUUGACUGUUGAAUACAUGGCGUACAACCUUCUCUCAAACUAUGCCAGCAGCACGGAGAUCAAAGGUUUUGUUGACAAAUAUGACUACUAUAUCUUCCCAGUUGUAAAUCCUGAUGGCUUCUUAUACACACAAAGUACAAAUCGGUUGUGGCGUAAGAAUCGUCAGACACCGCCAUCUUCUUCAACUUGUUAUGGUAGGGAUAUCAAUCGAAAUUGGGAGUACAAGUGGUCAACCGCUGGUGGAGCUUCCACGGACCCUUGCGCUGAAGAUUAUAGGGGACUUGCUGCAGUUGAUGCCCAAGAAACUAAAGCACUUGCUGCAUACUCCAACAAGAUCAAGGCAGCCCAAGGUUUAAAACUCUUCAUUGAUUUCCACUCGUACUCUCAACUCAUGAUGUCUCCGUACGGAUACUCUUGCACUGCAUUACCAGAGAACAAUGCCCAGCACCAAUCUCUCGCAGCGGGUUAUGUUGCUGCCGUGAAAGCAGUUUAUGGAACAGUCUUCAAAUAUGGUCCUAUCUGUUCCACAAUUUAUGCAGCCACUGGAAACAGCGUAGAUUAUCAUGAUGCAACCGUUGGUGCUGAUUUCUCUUUCACCACUGAACUGAGAGAUACUGGAACUUAUGGUUUCGUUCUACCUGCUACCCAAAUCACACCCAGUGUCAUCGAGGCAUAUGCUGGAGUGAAAGCGUUGAUUUACCCAUUAAGCUCACAUAAAGUCUUUGGACUCAUUCUCGAAUCUGCGGCGAAGAACUUGGGUGGAUUUCUCCCUUAUUACUUGUUUAACAUGUGGCUACGCACAGCUCAUAUGCCGAGAUGUGUCGUGCCAUCUACCCUGCCUGCCAGACACUUUCGUCCUGACAGUGUGUCAAUUUCCUUACGUCGAGGCAUUACCAGAAAGCUCUCACAGACCUGCAAAGCAAUGUCCAGCGGUGAAUCGUCAAUAAGAGCUGAGCCAACUAGAGUCAAAAACAAUGCUCAAAGUCUGAACAACUUUGAUUCUGCUCAUGCGUCGCAUCCUCAGAAGACUGCGGAAACUGAUACAAACAUGAAAAUCUACCGAGUAGUCAAGGAUUCGAGUCCCGAUAUGGCAACUGAGAAGAAGAUGGAGGACCCUAGCGGGGGCAUACGGCAGGAGCCCGACGCACACCUCGAAAUGUUCACGAAGUUCUUAAACCAACUUGAGGGUGAUGGCUAUACGGCAUUUAAAGAACCUUUGCCCUAUAAUGCCGCAACGCAACCUAUCGCUACAUUGGAAACAAAACCCAAUUCCAUUUCCACACGGAUUGUGCCCGAAGUUAACGUCAAAGGCGAGGAACAAGUCCAGGUUUUCGCAAAUAGUCUGCCACGCAAUAAAGGUUUUCUCGGGGAACUCCAGAAACCGGCUGCCGAAAAGGCCGGCAGCUACCAAGGACACGAGACAGCCAAGACCGGUACGACGACCAGUCAAGACAUGGAGAUGCCACGCAGAAUCGAUCAAACCAUCACCAUUUGUCUGCAUCUAGAUGAAAAGGUCACGAAAGAGUUGGACAGAACGGUGGCUAAAUACUCCCAGUACACUCCAACCAUGAACAAUGGUCGGGCGAACGUUGCAGUUAUAAAGGGCCUGCCAGUGCAAAAUUGGAGGCAAUACCAAGUCUUCAUGCGAUUUUUACAAUUUUGGAGGUCUCCUUUUAACAUGGGACGAGUAAAGCCUGCCAUGACACGCUUGGGACGCUACUGGGAAGUUUACUGGCAAAUAGAGGACAUUCCCGAAAUCUUAGCCAUCCGUCAGACUUUCCGUCAGGUAUUAGAGGAUGAUCUUCCGCAUUAUAACUUUGCCCCCGACGCUCUUUGGGAAGCGAGAGCCGUACUCGCUCGAGGUCUCAGUCGAACUCAAGCACGAGAAGUUGUGGAUUCAAUCAACAUAGCACAUCCGGACGGGAUUGACCUAGGUAUGAUCACGCGGUGUGUUUUAGUUCAUACGAUUUUCAGUUAUAGCAAAGUUCGCACAACCGUCACUCAGUCCCCGGAAUUUCCCUUGAUGGGUGUAAAGUCGGAUCAAUUAUCUCAUGGCGCCAAUGAGCACACAGAAAUCAAAACCUUGUGGAAUCGCUUGAUGUCACAGAUUGAUACCACAUUCUUCAAGGCCAGCAAGUCAAUGAAGUCUACAGCUUCGAGGUAUUUGAUUUCUUUUCAACAUUCAUACAAUUGCAAUGCCGGAAUCAUGGAGCCAGAAAGCACAACAAGAUUUGAAAAUAGACAUUCCGAACAAUCAGAUCAUCAUGAUUCCGAUGAGGAAGUCCGUCAAUCCUACAAGACAGUUGUUCAAGAGAGGGAUGACCUAAGACAAUAUGUCAGUGAGCUUGAGGAACAAAUACUACCUCGCUUCGACGUGGAUGGCACAAAUCUAGCUGAAGUAUUUGUUACACAAAAAAAUAAAUAUCUUGAGCGAGUGAUAUCUCUCGAAGGCGCUAUCGCUGAAGCCGAAGCUGCGCAGUCUUAUGAAAUCCACAGAUCGCAGCGAGAGAAGACCGAGCUACAGCAUCAAUACGAUGAGUUGUAUCAAAAAACAUUUGGACAAAAUGGAUACAGGGACCGAUUGGAAAGUGCGCAUGUUGCGCUCGAACUGGCGAAUGAUCCUCAACCUCCCGAUGUUGUGGAACUUAUCAGACAAUUAGCGCAUGCAAAGAAAGAGAGGGAUGAGUUCGAUCACGAGGCGCGUAGGUUGGGAGUAUGGGCCGAGGAGCUAAAACUUAAUUGGAAUGCUUCAAUGGACGAUGUUGAAAGAUUAAGGAAGCAAAAUGAAGAGUGGAAAAACCCACAAGAUAAUUCGGUUGCUUUGCAGGAAGCCAACAAGGAGAUUGAACGAUUACGGGGAGUAAAGGAGAUAGAGGAUUCUUACCGCGUGGAGGCGUCAAAGCGAGAAGUUUUACGACUACAAAAAGAGAAGAUUGCGUGGGAAGAAGACCAAAUGAAGUUGGAGGAUUGCAAUGCGGAAUUAUCGCUAACAAUAAGAACCCUGGAGGAUAUGUUGGCUGCUUCAGAGGCUCGGCAUUCGUCUGAUGUAGAAAUGUCUGAUGUAGGCGAUAAUGAAUCGGUACGCUCAUCAGGACCGGAGAUCCUCGGAGAUGCUGUCUGGAGACAAUGGUCGGAGAGGCUAUGGAAUCACAUCCAAGCCAAGCCCCAAGCAGUAGAAGAUGUAAACCCGGGGCCAGAGAGUCAACAAUUCCUAGCUGUAACUUGGGUCAAAGAAAUGAUUGAAUUGGUUUGUAAUCGACCAGUUGCUUCAUUCGUUGAAGAAAGCACUUGGAGAGAAUGGGCAAAUGAAGUAAAUGAUUUUGUUUUGAAUGUACCUCAUGAGAUAUCUGCAUUGUAUCAGUUGGCCGAAGAAGGACAACAAUCAGCAGGCGCAGAAUGGAUUCGUCAACUUAUUGCAUAUGCUACCCAAUUACCUUCCCACUCGGAGCUUCCACGUACUUUUAAAGAGUAUCAGCUUAGCGUCGAAAUCAAAGAAGCUAGAGCCCGAAUCGAAGAGCUCGAAAGACGCGAAGCGGGUAGAGACGAAGCAGUCGGUCAUACUCAAUUUCUGAAUGCUAACAACCUGCUACUCGAACAGGCACUUGAAAGAGCCAACAAGAAAAUCGCGGAAAAAGAGCAGGAGAUAGACGGAAUAACGGGUCAGUUUGAAGAUGAAAUAGAACAAUUGACUAGGAAUCUCAAGAACUCGUAUGAGCAGAAAAAUCUUUUUAAAAGCUUAUACGAAAAAGAGAAGAAGGCUUGGGAGGAAAAUGAUGAAAUAAAAAACUUGCAAAGAGAUCUCAAAAUGGCAUAUGAAAGGGGGAAUCAUUUUGUACAGCUGUACGAGAGAGGAAAGAUACUUUCAGAUGAACACGAGGAGGUCUGGAAGCAGAAGUUUGAUAAGGAAGUUGUGGGCGCAGAUAGGCAUGCAGCUGGCUUGGUCGAGGAAGCGGAGACAUUACAGGGAAGAUUAAAUGGAGCGCAUGGUGUCAUCGCUCAAUUAGAAAAUGAAGUGGCAAAUUUGCGAAGUCAACUCACUGAAAGAAACGCAGUCGGUAGCGGCUCAGGUCCAAGUAUAGCUGUUACCGCGCCAUCCGAAGGCCCUCAAAGCCCAUCCUCACAUCGCACUCUCUCAACCUCAAGUCAUACUCUCUCAGAUGAAGAAGAAUCUGCAUUAGAGGAGCUCAAAAUCGCAAAGACAGAUCUUUACAACACGCUUGAAGAAGUAGAAGAACUCAAACUUAAGCUCGGAUUUGCAGAUCGUGCAUAUAGGGAUAUGAAAGAGGAAUUUGAGAGAAAAAUCAAUACAGUUGAGAAUAAUGCGAAAGAAGAAGUUACGGAAAAGGAGAGAAUUGAGGAGAAAUUGAGGAUUGCGGAAGAGAGGUUACAGAGAGGACUUGAAGCUGAGGUCCGUAGGUUGGGGAGGGAGGGGCUGUUGGGCGCGCUGGUGGGGGAGGGGAAUCUAACAGGGAAAGGAAGAAAAGCUGCGCCCGGAGCACUGAAACCUAAAACCAAAGUGCCAGAAGAGGAAGAGCUUGAAAGUCCUCCGAUCACACCGCUCGAAAGUCCAUUGGAAAGUCCGGAUAUUUUGAUGAAGGACGAUGAUGAAUACCAUGGUCCAAAGGGGAAGAAGGGCAAGGCUGGGAAUAAGAAGGUUCAAGAUGCUGUGGUAUCUGAAGCUGGAAGUGAGGGGGCGACGGGGACGAGGAGGAGUACGAGAGAGACGAGGAAUAAGAAGCCGGUGUAUAAGGAGCAGCCUUUGAAAGUACUUUUAGGAAAGAGGAAGAGUUCAGCUGGGAAGAAGAGGAAGACUGGGGAGAGGGUCGAGAAGGUUGGUGUGCUUGAAGGUGAUGUGGGAAAUGAAGAGUUGGGCGAUGCUGAAGACGGGGAGAGAGACAAAAUCAAGAGGAGGGGAAGUAAAAUGGUGUAA